This is a messenger RNA of Cyanistes caeruleus (blue tit), 5237 nucleotides long. NCBI's taxonomy places the organism in Eukaryota, Metazoa, Chordata, Aves, Passeriformes, Paridae. The record is from RefSeq and is a predicted model, not a curated record.
AAAUUUAGGUGUGGAAAGUUUUUCCAGAAAACGUCUAAUUUUUCCCAUUCACCAAGCGGGCGAGGGUUUCCUGUGGGGUUUCCAUGUUGGUGGAGCUGGCAGAAAAACUCAGACACACCCAGGUGCCGCCUGUCCUUGGCAUGGGCAGGCAGUAUUUGUCUGCUCCACGAGGUUUUUGAUGGUGAGAAACCUUCCUGGGCCCAGUCUGCAGUGGUUGACUGCAAAUUUGCGCCAAGAGCUGAGGAACAUCUCGUCUCUGCUUUCGGGAUCUUUGAAAUACAAAGAAUGCGUCGGUUUUGAGCUUUCUUCGUUUUAAAGUAAGGGUUAUUUCUUUCACGAAGACAGCUUGAAAACUGAAAUACUAACAUACAAAUUGUUGCCAAGGUUGAGACGAAUCACAUGAUCCCUCUAGAAAAGAAGCCGUCCCUAAGUGCCUGGCUAGGGAAGGCAGAUGGUCACUUGUAGCAGAAGUGGGAAAUUUGCAUGGGGUGGAAAUAUUCCGGCAUUCUCCACUAUGGUCACUGCUCUGGACCAAGACAAAAGCUUUCAAGUGAGAGCCCUGGUUCAGUGUCUCUUCCCCACUGGCUGUUCUUAAAGUGCAGAUUACAGUUGGGAUUGUCUGCUCUGCAAAGAUGACACACAGACCUUUUGAAAUCUUGGAUUGCACUUUGUGGUCACGGGACUGUCAAGGCACAGAACUUGAGGAGCCAACAGCCCCAUCCCUCUGGUUUGCUGGGGCAGUGUUAGCACAGAAGCUGAUUCUUGUGCUCAGACACUUUUACUGGCUGGCUCCUGCAAAGGCUUAGGUUUAUCAAAGGUAAUUUACUCUGGAAUGUCAAGGUGAUGGGGUGAUACCCAGGCACCAGCUUUGGUGAGGAUUCUCAUUUGGCUCCUCUAACUCACCAGGCCUGUGUGUAAAGCUGGACUUGUGCAAGGUUUCUUCCUGAGACGGUGAACAGUCUGCCCUGAGGUUGCAGCCUUAGCUUCUCUGACUUGGACUUGAAAACAGAAAUUUCUCUGUAAUUACAUCAAUACACCUUCAUUUUAGGACCAACAAAAGUGUCCAUCUGGCUCAAGGCAAGUCUGCCUAAUGCAGUGCUCUAUUUCUGGCAGGAGCCAGCAGCAUGCCACAAGGGUUGAAGACAGAAAAGAUCUUGCAGCAGUCAGAAGAAACAUCUCCUGGCUUCUUGAUCUUAGGAAGCCUGAUAUUGAUGUCUGAGAGCAUGAAAUUUAAUAUCUGUUUUACAGAAUGCACCAGAAAGUGGCUAUUCCAAAGCAGGAAAGGUCUUGUUUACUGUGUAGAUAAGGUAAAGGGAAUCAGAAUGCCUCUCAAUGAUGACCAGAACAGUGACUCAGAUUCUUCACGCCUCUCGGAAAGCACAGCUUCUUCCAGCGACUCGGAAUAUUCCAGGCAGAGCUUUAACAGUGAUUCUUCAAGCAAACCCAGCUCCCCAGCGUCAGCAAGCCCUCCCAAGGUUAUCACGUUUGAUGAACUGAUGGCAGCUACAAGAAAUCUGUCAAACUGGACUCUAGCUCAUGAAAUUGCUGUAAAUGCAAAUUUUUGCAUAAAACAUGAAGACUACCCACAAAACAGCUUUGCAGGCACAGUGAAACAAAUUGUACACAAGGCAUUCUGGGAUCAUUUGGAAUCAGAACUGAAUGAAGAUCCUCCAGAAUAUGAACAUGCUAUCAAGCUCUUUGAGGAAAUUAAGGAGAUUCUUCUUUCCUUCCUGACUCCUGGAGCAAACAGGAUUCACAAUCAAAUUUGUGAAGUUCUAGAUACGGAUCUUAUAAGACAGCAGGCAGAACACAAUGCUGUUGAUAUUCCUGGGCUAGCUAACUAUAUCAUCAACACUAUGGGAAAGUUAUGUGCUCCAAUAAGAGACAACGACAUAAAACAGUUAAAAGCAACUGACAAUAUUGUAGAGUUACUGAGACAAAUAUUCCGUGUUUUGGACCUGAUGAAAAUGGAUAUGGCAAAUUACACAAUUAAAAGCCUUAGACCAUACCUCUGGCAUAACUUGGUGGACUACGAAAGAACAAAAUUCCAGGAAAUUCUUGAAGAAACACCAAGUGCCCUGAAUCUCACAACAGAAUGGAUAAAGGAAUCAAUAGAAGAUGAAUUGUCAUCUAUUUCUGAUGGGUCUUCAUCAUCCCCUGGUGCUGAUUGUAGUUCAAAACCAAUUAUUAGUCCUACACUGGUGCUAAACAAUGGCUACUUGAAAUUGUUACAGUGGGAUUAUUGCAAAACAAUUCCGGAGACUCUAAUCACAGAUGAAGUUCGUCUUCAGGAGUUGAGAGAAAAGCUCAAUCAAUUAAAAGUCAUAGCUUGUGUUUCUCUCAUAACAAACAACAUGGUGGGUGCAGCAAUUGUAGAUGUGCCUGAUUUUGCUGACCAGCUGAAAAGGAUCUCCUUUCCUCUUCUUGAAGGCAUGAACAAGAAAAGUUUUGACCUGAAGGAGGCUCUGAAUGCUAUUGGUGUCCAGAUUUGCAGCGCAGUGAAUAAGUCUCUAAGUGAAAGAGGUCUUCCCACUCUUAGUGAAGAAAUGCAGAGUAAUUUAAUGGGUCAAAUCGCUCAUAUUGUUGAGAAGAAUAAUCCUGUCUGUUCCUUGAUUGACAAACGAAUCCAGCUCUUCAUGAGAAGCUUGCUUGCUCUUCCGAGUUUUCAGAAGUGUAUGCCUACUAUGCCAGGAGGCCUUUCUGUGAUUCAGACAGAGAUGGAGUUUCUGGGGUCUCAGUAUGCAAGCAUUGUAAACUUCAAUAAAAAGGUGUAUGGACCAUUCUAUGCAAACAUACUUAGAAAACUUCUUUUUCCUGAAGCAGCAAUGGAGAAAACAGAAGCAGAAACACCUAGCAAUUAAAACGUGGACCCUUUUUUUAAUCUUCCAAGACAGUGGAGAAGUCACAUCUCUAAGAACAGCCUACUCAAAUGACUGUUGAUGGGAAAAAGUCUUGUAAAAUGUAUACAGAUAGUUUCUGAAAUUCACUGUAAAGAAAGUCAAGGUCAUAUAUAUAUAUUUUAAUAGAAAAAUAUUUGUUUAAUGGAUUGCCACUUGUAAUAGCCAGUGAAUUAUUAAUUUCCAUAGCAAGCAUUUAUUAUGACUCACAGUGGGAAAGAGCUGGCAAUGUACUUACUGUUUUGCCACCAUCAAAACAAUGUUUCAGCUGAAAUAUAUUUACAUACAAUGCAUAUUAGGAAAUGACAAAACAACUGUAAAUAAAAUGUACUAUGCUUACACUGUAUUUUUGUAGAGUAACAUCUCAGAUGACAAUUAUGUUUUUGACAAUACUUUGAAGAAGAAAGUUACAGCAUUACUGAUUUAGUAACCAAACCCAGGUUCAUACUAGGCCAAGUUCAGGUACUCCUGCAGUUACUGGACCCAGAACUUUGCCUCUGUUACAUUAAGGAAUGCCAAUGUUACAAGCUGUUUGAAGGAUAGCAGUUACAGAAGCGGCAUUCACCACUUACAAGCAGGAAUCAUUCAGAACUUCUCAACUCUUAAUUAAGAUUAAUGAUAAACACCUAAGAAACAUGAUGGGGGGCUGGAGUAAAUGUCUGUAUAUAGUCUUUAUAAGCAUUUUGUUUAUUCAGUGGAGGUCAUACAGAUCUUUAAUACAUGUAUGUACUGAUCUUUGAUCUUAAUGAAUGGGUAUUAAGUAUUUUUAAGUUAGGUCCUCUUAACCUUUAUUCCCAAAACCACUUAAGACUGACCUUACAGUGCACCACAGAAGAACCACCCCUUUCAUGCCCUUAUCCAACAGAAUGUAAGUUUUUCAUAAGAUAUUCUUAGGCCUGAAAGCAAGAACCCAAGUACUUAGUAAUUUUAAAAGAUAUUAUUAGAUUCACUUCUUUACGGGGUGUGUGAGAAAUGCUCCGAUUUUCCUUAAAUUUCUUUGGACUGGGCCGCAAUACUUAGUUCCCAUUUAAGGCAUUGGGAGUCCUGCAUACAGAAAAUUAAAUAGACUGAAAUUGAGAAAUGUGGAAGUGAACUUGUUUAAAUUUACACAGGCUUUAUUUUGCAUAUUUCAGAUUACUGGGAUUAGGUAGUGCUGGAAUACAUAUUAUGGACAUGUUCUUGUCUAUGAAAUUGAAUAAUUUACUUGAAAAUUAUAUUUUAAUAUAUUACCAUAUAAUACUCCUUUUAAGAUGUCAUAUAUGGAAGACCUCAGUGUGGUACAAGUUAGAGUUUGUUUUUAAUAUUUUAUAUUAUAAUCUAUUUUUUAUGAAGAGACAAAACCUGUAAAAGUGUAAUGUCUCACACUAAUUGUUUAUGCACAUUAUUGUGUCUAUUAUAAAGGUCUGAAAAAAACUGGGCAUUUAUUAGCACUGUGGUUUUCUAGUCCAUUUCUACAGGAAUGUAUACUCUUUAUAGCAAAGGAAAUUACUUCUAUUCAGUUGCUCUUCAGUGUCCAAGGACUUUGGUCACAUGUACAUGUUAAGGUACAUUUAUGUGUUACUUUGGUUCAUGUACAUAUUACUUUAUUCAAAAUGCCUUUCUAGAGUAAUUUCUCUAGUGCACUUCUGUUCUAUUCCUUGUAAAAACAUUGCACAAAAAAAAGAUGAACACAUAUUUUAAAGGGAACUGUUUUCUGGAAAACCUGAGAGAAAGGAAGUCUUAGACUAUAACUGUGCCACUAGGUAAGCCAGGCUUGCUCAGAUGAAUACAAAAUUUUGGUAGGCAAUUCAAAAUCAUUAAGAGAAUGCAUUUCAGAAGCAGCUAGGGGGAAUGAAUCUUAGUGAUUUGCUACAACUUUAGAAAUACCUACAUGAUUUUGAGCUUCAGCCAAAAGAGGAUUUUAUGAACAUGUGAAGGUGAUUGCUAAUAUGAUUAUGAACUUUUUAUUUUAAUAUUUUGUAUGCAUUCUAUUUUACAAACAAGUAUCAAACUAUAGCUCUUUAAUGAACUGGGGAAACUGUCAUACUAGUUUUUACCAGUAAGUACUCAAAAGAUAGCAUUUAUUGGGGGGUUUGGUAAUUAAGGUGACUUGUAAAGGGCAUUUUAUAGCAUGGCCUGUGUUUCCAGUGAUUGUUUAAUGUGUUUUAAUUUAAUGUUUCAAACAUGGACAUUGCAUCUGUUUAAUGUCAUGUGUUGCAUGCUGUUUAUGCUACUGUGGCUGCAAAGAACUUGCCUCUACUCUAAAGUUGUCCUUGUGAAACAAGAUGCCAUUCUGUAGUAGCUUUGUUAAAAAACAAGUAUUUCAGGGUUUGUAUGCAUUAAAUUUUGUUUGUGAUACCA